This is a messenger RNA of Lineus longissimus, 2748 nucleotides long. RefSeq names its product perilipin-2-like. Gene Ontology annotation, cellular component: lipid droplet; cytosol. Gene Ontology annotation, biological process: positive regulation of triglyceride storage; lipid storage. Bases 90 to 1439 code for a protein of 449 amino acids. The transcript has 8 exons. The record is from RefSeq and is a predicted model, not a curated record. NCBI's taxonomy places the organism in Eukaryota, Metazoa, Nemertea, Pilidiophora, Heteronemertea, Lineidae.
UGUCGAAGUGACGUCAUAUUUUCUCAUAAAAGAGGAAGUUUCAGUUCUUUCUUUAUAUUCGACGACGAACAACUCAGAGACAUUGUUUUAUGUAUCGACGUGACUUGAAGAAAAAAGAAAUGGAGACUAACGUUGUCUGUCGCGUGACAAACUACCCUAUUGUUUCAUCGGCUCUAGGCCAGGUCACAGGGUUUUACGAGAAGACGAAGGAUUCAAACAGGCUCUUGAAAUAUACACUUGAGACUGGUGAAUCCUGUCUAAAGACUGUAUCCAGUUCUGCCCUUCCUGUGGUCAACAAGUUCGAGAAACCAAUCGAGAGCUUGAACUCUGUGGCAUGUGACCAGCUGUCUAAACUUGAGGAGAAGUAUCCCAUAAUCACAAAACCAACUGAUGAGGUAUUGGAAGAAACCAAGAUUGUUUACGACAAGAACCUGAAACCCUCCGUUGAUAAAGUGAUUGGUGCUGCCCAGUACACUGUCGACACUGUUAAUGGUGUCAAGAAGUACGGGACAGAAAAGGUCGCCAGUGCCACACAAUAUGGUGUGGACACGGUCAACGGUGUAAAGGACUACACCACCACCAAGAUUACUGAUGUUGCCAAUUAUGGCAUUGAGACCGUCAACCAUGCCUUGGAGACACCCUAUGGUCAAGUUGUCGCCCAGAAACUUGAUACAGCACUCACCUUAGCUGAGCAGUACACCGACAAGUACCUUCCAGAAGACGAGACUGAACCUGAAGCCAAGGGUGAUGAACUGGCAAAGGAGACUGGUACUGAGAAAGCGAGCAUUGCUCGUGUCACAACCCUGACCAACAAGGUCAGACAAAGGAUGUUUACUAGGGCUAUGAAGGACUUCCAGAACAUGCAGACCAGGAGUAAAGUGACACUGGAUAAAUUGAACUUCACUGUAGAUCUGAUCCAGUACGCCAAGACCAACAUCGACUCAGCCAACCAGAAAGUCCAUGAUGGCUUCUCCGGCGCCCAGCAGAUGCUGAAGACCACGUGGGAUGAGAUCAACAAAGAAGAAGAUGCUGACCAAGAUACUGAGAACACUGAAGAAGGCAAGACACUUAACCGCCGUGCCAUUCUCGUCGCCCGCCACCUGACCAUGAAAUUGAAGACCGGAUUUAAUGCUGCCAUGGAAACCACUCACAAUCUUCCUGACGCUGCCAGAGAGCGACUUGGAGAGGCCCUGAAAUAUAGCGAAGAGUUGUACGAAUCCUUCAAAAAGGUCGGACACGUUGAUGAAUUGUCUACCAUGGUGCUUGACCAGGCCAAAGUGAAAGUGACCAACAUACAGGAGACCAUGGCUUACCUGACUGAUGUUGCUGUUAACUCAUGGGCACUCUCAUGGUUGGGCUUCAAAAGAGUCGAUUUUGAAAAUGGCGAGAAUGGAAGUGAGACGGAAAUGGAAGACCUGACUGAGAAAACGGAUGCAUGACUUUGGAAAAGAUGCAAGAUGCCACGAGUCAAGUUGAUGUCUAGAAUGCGGAUUCAAAGUCAAACAACAUCAAUGACAACUGGAAUGGAAAUGGGACUGAAAAUAUCUAAACCAAGAGAUUUAUUUACGAGAGUGAUAACAUUUCUAAGUUCAAGGACUUAUUCAAUAAUCUCUCGUUUUUGGAACAAUACUUUUAUAUUUGAUGUCGACCCAAUUUUGUUUAUGACCGUCUGUCUCAUUUUAUGUUGUCUGUGCGUCACAUCAUCAAUGUUGUUGUACUUGACAAUGUUUCCCAUUUCUGGAUUAAACAAUUUGGCUGUAGUUUGUAGGUUGGUUUUGGAAGAAAUGAAUGAGUUUGUCUGUACCCGUAAUUCAACCAGUUCAUCAGCCUCCACUGUUGAAGAAAAUGAUCAUGCUUAAAAUCACCUUGAAAGGCAUAUUUCAGACACCUUGAAAGGCAUAUUUCAGACUAUCUGUUGGGACUAUUGAGGCUGCAUUUUAAAGGAGGAGCAUCGGUAUAUUGUAAUAUUAGAGCUCCCAUGCAAGGGGGCUUCAAAUACAUCCCAAAGUGUGGACAAACAUUUCAUUAAAUGUUUUUCAAUAUCUUAUAUGUGCGACAAUUAUCUCCAGCGACUCCUCAACAUCAUCUCGACCAGCUGAUUUGUUAAACUCAUCUUGACCAGCAGAUUUGUGGAUAAAAUUGUGAAUCAUGGGACUUUAGACCAGCCUUCCAUGUACAUGAUGUGUCUUGUUUUCUAAGUUGUAUUUCAUUAAAGCAGUUUAAAAUUUAAUAAAGCUGUUGUUGCGUUUCUUAACAAAGUGGCAUUAGUACUGGUAGUGGAACCAGUAGUUAUGGUUGUACUCUGUGCAGUUUUCCCCAAGAAAUACAGUUCUACCAAAUAUUUGUAGAAACUUAUAAAUAUUUGGUAUUGACCUUUUCCAUAUUGCACAAGGGUAUGCUAUGCUACUAGGAAAAACAUACUGGGAAUUCAGCACUGUUGCCCAAAUGACUUUUAUAAAAGUCCUGUUCUGAAUACCAUAAGGGCCAUGGAUUCUUUAUAGGCAGGGAAGGGGAUUAGCACUGUGUGUAACAGGGCUGUAUUGUUUUGUGAGUGUCUGUGUGAGCGGAGGUUCUUUGAUGAUGAAUGAAUGAAGUUGCUGACCCAAUCGAAGUGUUUUAUGUACAGUUGCCCCUCCCUCCCCUUUGAUGAUACGCUUUAGUCCAGCUGUCCCUUAUCUCUGGAAUCGACUCCCCAAAGCAAUUGCAUCUGCUGAGACCCUCACCCAAUUCAAAUCCCUUCUUAAAACA